Aspergillus nidulans FGSC A4 is the source of this 93-nucleotide messenger RNA. RefSeq lists its product as uncharacterized. NCBI's taxonomy places the organism in Eukaryota, Fungi, Ascomycota, Eurotiomycetes, Eurotiales, Aspergillaceae. The coding region runs from base 1 to 93 and encodes 30 amino acids. The transcript is spliced from 2 exons. The record is from RefSeq and is a predicted model, not a curated record.
AUGGAGCUUGCGGGAAUCCCAGGGGCGAAUAGUCCAACAUCUUCCUUCAAGAGGCCAUUUCAGUCGAGUCUUUCACGACUGGUCGUACGAUAA